This is a messenger RNA of Notothenia coriiceps (black rockcod), 2875 nucleotides long. Its product is annotated as TLD domain-containing protein 1-like. Gene Ontology annotation, cellular component: nucleus. NCBI's taxonomy places the organism in Eukaryota, Metazoa, Chordata, Actinopteri, Perciformes, Nototheniidae. Bases 1040 to 1339 code for a protein of 99 amino acids. Gene Ontology annotation, biological process: response to oxidative stress; TOR signaling. The record is from RefSeq and is a predicted model, not a curated record. The transcript has 2 exons.
CUAUUCCACUGUGCCACACGCCUCCCUCCCAUUAUGUUUUUUCUUUGACGAUGGCCACUGUCCGUUGUUAUAACAUAAUGAUGGAACUUCUUUCAGUUUGGAACAAAGCAUCCUUUGACUAAAGGAUGAACUGAUCAUACUUGGUGGUCAAAGCUCUCCUUUAUUGUGACGGGUACAAUGGAGUGUUAUUUAUCACAGUACAGUAGCUAUUGUUUAAAUCCACACAAACAACAGGACCCUAAAGAGCCAGAGUCUGAACUAAACAUAGAGAAGUUCACUUAUUGUGCUCCAAACAUCUGGACCAAGCUCCCAGAAACCUGCAGGUCCGCUGCAACGAAGACUACUUUUAAAGACUUGUCUUUUUGCCGCUGCUUUUAAUUGAACUGUUUGUAUGUUACGCUGCACUGUAACCUUUCUUCAUGUAUUUUUAUGUUUAUUUGAUUCACUUUGCUUUUAAAUGCCAUUUUAUAAUGUGAAUCCGCUGCACUAUUUCUUAAUGCUCUUUAGCACUUUGAAUGGUCUUGUGUUGAAAGUUGCUAUAUAAAUAACCGUGCCUUGCCUAAAAGCCAGGAAGGAGAGAGGGCUGAACCAUUUCAUAACAGACCUCAUCCCUUGUGGAGUUGUGGAUUGUAGUGAUCCACCUGCACAGAGUAGUUACCUAAAGCAAAGCUAGCAUCUCCUCUCUGAUCAACUAACGUGUUUUCUGCCAACACCAAACUGCACACAGACACAGGUUGAGGAUAUCUGUUGAAACUGGACCAGCAGUAUGGUGAACACAAUACUAUGAGUGCUUUUUGUUUCCCAAAAAUAAAUAGAUCAAUUAAUGUUUGUCUUAAUACGUGGUAUUCAUGUUUACUGUACUUUCAUGAUCACCAGUUAAAGAGUACAUGUUGACAUAAGAAUGCUCCUGUGUUCAUUGAACUUUGAUGUAAUACAAUAUUGGCAGAUGAAUUCAGGCAACUCUAGCAGAGAAGGAAAAACACUUCAAAGACCGAUCAUGUUUUUAUUUUCUAACCCUUAAUGUGGUCUCUCUCAGGGUAUGGGGGGUCAGCACGGGUACUUCGGCUUGUGGCUGGACAGUGAUUUUGGCCGUGGUCACAGCCGUGCACGGCCCAGGUGCACCACCUACGGCAGCCCCCAGCUGUCUGAGGAGGAGGACUUCAGCCUGGACUCUGUGGAGGUGUGGGCUGUGGGGAAGCCCCCAGAACCACAGGAGGACGAGGAGGGACAGGGCAAAAAGAGUAUCCUGGAUAUGGACCCAGAGGUCCAGGCCAUAAUGGAGAUGACGGGGAAGACUCUGCACAGUCAGGGCCUCAGGGAGCCGGAUCAGGGGCAGUGAACCAUGUCCCAAACUGUUCUUUAAUGUCAGUGCAGAAGGAGCAAUGAUGUAUGGGUGUGAUAUAAUCAUCUCCAUUCUCUUCUCAUUCAAACUACUGAGGAAAGUAAGCACAGCAAAACUGAAGGUUACACCACUGAUAGCCAUGUUAAAUAACAGUCAAAUAUAACAUGGAUCUGUCCUGAACGUGAGCCCAUUUGAAGAAAAGUCUAAUUGUUAAAUGCUGUUUGGCAGAAGGUUUUUGGGAGACAGAAUCUGACAUGGGCCUGUUGUCAGUUUCAUGGUCACCAUGUGUUGAAUGAUAACAUCCUUAUGAUCAGUUGAACUGUCUGAGAAGCUUAGGAGUGACUCAGGGAAUGAGUCCACUACCAGAGAAGAAGUUCACUGUUUAUCAGUUAUUCUUUCAUCGCUCCUCAAACUGACCAAUAGAGGAAUGCCUGUGACAUGUGUCAUAGUGACAGACUGUGUUGUGUAUGCACAUGUGAUGCUGUGCCUUUUAUUUUCUCAUUGCAGUGGCUCAGGUUUGAAUAUCAAGUACAACUAACUGAGGACUUGCAGCAGAUCAACAUGUGUUAUGUUAUGAACAAAUGCUUGCAAUAAAGUGAAGAAGCAGGCCAGUUUAUCACAGCUCAGAUGUAACACCUAUAUAUUUAUUGUUUAUUUCUCAAAUAUAUUGAUUGAGUAUGUCAAAGAAACAGAAUAACGUGUGGUGUAAGAGGAAGAGUGGUAUCAUGGGAGAUGUUACAUAUGAUGCAGUCAGCUCCUCCUGGUUAGCAUCCCUUCACAUGUUCAUCCUUUCAAAAGGUUUUAUUAGCCGAGGUCUGUCUCCUCUUGUCAAAAACAAACAGACCUGUGGAUAAAAAGCGGCAGAGCAGUUUCACGUUGAAGUGUUUUUAUCCCGGCACUGGCUGCUGCUAAAGCUAGCUCAACUUGUUUUGCUAAAGACUUCAAACAACCAAGAGAUACAAAAAAGUCUAAGAAGAAUUCUGGCUCACAAUUUGAUAACAUGGUGACAGCUUCUGGCAGACAAUCGCAAGGCUGAGGUUAGCUUAAAGGGGAUUGGCUAUUACAGGAGACAAUAUGAAACUGACCUUAGCUUUAUUAAAAUGUAAGAUUUCUCCUGGUUGGAAAAUGGUUUGAAACAUUUGGUAUAAUGUGAAAACACAACCCUAAAAAAUAUAUCCAAAACUUCGGUCUAGUGAAUUCAUAUAUUUAUCUGUUUGCUGACCAAUUCAAACUCUAAAAUAUCUUCAGGACAUACUCACAUAAUGGAUCAAAUCAUGAUUAUUAACUCUUACUAUAAUUACAAUUGUCGUAAUAUAUAGUGUUUUAAUUGGAUGUAGGAUUUUUUGUGUGUGUCUUUUGAAAACAUUGUUUCAGUGAAUAAAGGAAACACUGCCCCACUGGCUGGAAGGCAGAGCUGCUGUCUCUGGUGUUUCUCAGCAUAGUGAAAUGUUUCUUCAUCUGAUCUUGUCUGACUUUGAGUUGUAAAAGUUAACAUGAAAAUAAAUGAGUGGAUCUGAACUAAUCCAAACCUGC